Molecule: messenger RNA, 2127 nt
Organism: Striga asiatica
Lineage: Eukaryota; Viridiplantae; Streptophyta; Magnoliopsida; Lamiales; Orobanchaceae
Source: the annotation of a GenBank genome assembly
AUGAAACCAUCGGUUUUUCCAGAGGUCCAUCACUGGUACGAGGCCAUCCUCGGAAGCCUGGUGGAAGACUCGAAUAAUAAUAAUAUUAAUAAUAAUCCUUCAAAUUCAAAAUCCAAAACGUACUACUCAUCAAAACUAAUUCAUGUUUACUCUACAGUCUUCCAUGGCUUCUCCGCUAGACUGACCCCGUGGGAAGCCCAACAGCUGGAGGAGCAGCCGGGGGUGGUUGCCGUUUUCCCCGACGUCUUCUCAAAUACUAAGUACACCGUGCCUAACCGUUUGUUGACCGACUCUGAUUUCGGGUCGUCCGUCACAAUCGGAUUCCUCGACAAUGGUAUACAGUCCACCCACCGUAGCUUCAACGACUCGGGCCUCAAACCCCUCCCGGCCGGCAGUUGGAAAGGGGCGUGCACGGCGAAAGGGGUUGAGUGCAACAACAAAGUCAUUGGCGCUUGGUCCAUUAAUAAUGCCAAUGUAACGGACGGCGGGCACGGCACCCACACGGCGUCCACGGCCGCCGGAAGUGCCGUCGAGAACGUGUUGUAUGGGAAUAACACGAGCGCCACGGCCGUUGGAGUCGCGCCCAAGGCACGAAUCGCGUCGUACAAAGUAUGCGACGGCGACAAGUGCGUGGAGUCGGACGUUGUCGCCGGUCUCGAGAAAGCGGUGGAGGACGGGGUCGACAUAAUCUCCAUGUCCCUCGGGCCCACAUUACACGGCCCUUCUCCGUACGAAAACGACCCGCUCGCAGUUGCGGCGUUCGGUGCCAUGGCGAGGGGCAUUUCGGUCAUUGCGUCCGCCGGGGACGGCUGGUAUGCUGGCAACGGAAUCACCAAUGUUGCCCCGUGGAUGACGACCGUGACCGCAGGCACGAUCGACCGAAGCUUCCCGGCCGAUCUUGUGUUCGUAAAAGGGGAGCUUGCACCACUGCACGGGGCUUCGCUUUACGGCGGGGCCCCCUUGGAUCCCAAUCCUUGCAAAAUUACCUACGCAGGCCUUUGCAAUAACAUGACGAAGGCCAACUUUACCGGAAUGAUUGUGAUGUGUGAUUCGGAGUUUGACGACAUUGGCAACGGCAGAUUGUCGUCAAACGCCACAAGUAUAGAGGAGUUUGUGAAACGUUCUGGAGGUGUUGGCGUGGUGGUAGCCAAAUAUUACCCGCUCGGCCGAAGCCUCAUGACCGUAAAUUUUACCAUGCCUGGCCUCGUCAUAAGCGAGUUGGACAGAGAAAAACUAUUUCCAUAUCUUCAGAAGAAUAACUUCCCGUUAGCCACGAUGAUAUUCCGCGAUGUGGAAUUCUGGAACGACUCGCUAGCUCCAGAGGUAGCUGAUUUAUCCUCCAGAGGACCUAAUAGCGUUUCAUCGUACGUUGUCAAGCCCGACGUGAUGGCGCCAGGUGUCGACAUCAUCGCGGCAUGGCCAGAGGACGAAGUCGAGUUCAAAAUGCUGUCGGGCACAUCCAUGGCCUGCGCGCAUGUCUCUGGGGUGGCUGCUCUCUUGAAGGGAGCCCACCCCGAGUGGUCCCCGGCCAUGAUCCGCUCCGCCAUGAUGACCACUGCUUACACACAGGCCAACGAUGGGAAGGCGAUAGUCAAUCCAAUGAGGGACGCUAGCAUCUUUGAUAUGGGCGCGGGUCACAUUGACCCGGAGAAAGCCCAUGAUCCAGGAUUAGUCUACGAUAUCGCCGCGGACGAUUAUGUGGAUUUUCUGUGCGCCUCGAAUUAUACCAAUGAUGACAUCCUCCUCAUAACCAAUCGCCAAUACGAGACGGACGAUUGCAGUGAAAUUAAGCCAUGGGAUCUGAAUUAUCCAGCCAUCUCUAUUGAUUCGCCGUCAUUUGAGGCUAUGAAUAGGAAUAUCACGGUUGAAAGGACGGUGACAAAUGUUGGUGAAGUUAAUACUAGUUACAGCGUGACGGUGAGCAAUCCACAAGGAGUAACUCUGACGGUGAACCCGAUGACAAUGAAUUUUUCAAGCAUGCCCUACGGAAAUCAAUCAAAUUACAGAGUGACUAUAACCGCAACAGAGUCGCUACCUGAUUCUGCGGAAGGGAAGAUAGUUUGGUCGGACGGGAAGCGGCAGGUGGCGUCCCCUGUUGUGAUCAUAUAUAAGAGAAAUGUUAAAUAA